GAAUGCUUGUGAUGAAGAUUUGCCAACUCUGUGAUGACCUCACUUUUCUGCUCCUCUUCAUCUUUUACUUAUCUGUUUAUCCAUUUAAAUUAACAAUUACUAAAUUAAUCGGAAGUUAAUUCAUCAGGUUACCUGAAAUUAUCUCAUUGUCAUCAACAUUUUUUUAGUUAAUUUAACUUUUUUCUUUCCUUCUUUUUCAUCAUAAUCAUCAUUUGUGAGUUUAAUAGACAUCAAAUAUGGGAAUAAAAUUUUUAGAAGUAAUCAAACCUUUUUGUGGGAUACUUCCAGAGGUUGCUAAACCAGAAAGAAAAAUUCAGUUUAGAGAAAAAGUACUAUGGACAGCUAUAACCUUAUUCAUAUUUUUAGUCUGUUGUCAGAUUCCACUUUUUGGAAUCAUGUCAUCAGAUUCAGCAGAUCCUUUUUACUGGAUGAGAGUUAUUCUAGCUUCAAACAGAGGUACACUUAUGGAGUUGGGUAUAUCUCCAAUUGUUACCUCUGGUCUUAUAAUGCAGCUUUUGGCUGGUGCCAAAAUUAUCGAAGUUGGUGAUACACCGAAAGAUCGAGCUUUGUUUAACGGUGCUCAAAAAUUAUUCGGUAUGGUAAUUACUGUGGGUCAAGCCAUUGUCUAUGUAAUGACUGGAAUGUAUGGAGAUCCAUCAGACAUUGGUGCUGGUGUAUGUAUGCUGAUCAUCAUUCAACUGUUCGUUGCCGGUCUCAUUGUUUUGCUGUUAGAUGAAUUGCUCCAGAAAGGUUAUGGUCUUGGUUCCGGUAUUUCUCUUUUCAUUGCUACUAACAUUUGUGAAACGAUCGUUUGGAAAGCGUUCAGUCCUGCUACGGUGAAUACAGGCCGAGGUACAGAGUUUGAAGGCGCCAUCAUUGCCUUAUUCCACUUAUUGGCUACCCGAAAUGACAAAGUCAGAGCACUUAAGGAAGCUUUCUACCGACAAAACUUGCCUAAUUUGAUGAAUCUUUUGGCCACCAUCUUGGUAUUUGCCAUUGUCAUCUAUUUCCAAGGCUUCCGUGUUGACAUGCCAAUCAAGUCUGCUCGAUACCGAGGACAAUACAGUUCAUACCCAAUCAAACUGUUUUACACUUCCAACAUUCCUAUCAUCUUGCAAUCAGCACUUGUUUCCAAUUUAUACGUUAUUUCUCAGAUGUUAGCUGUUAAAUUUAGCGGAAACUUUUUCGUAAACUUGCUCGGUGUCUGGGCUGACGUUGGUGGUGGCGGACCAGCUCGAUCAUACCCAGUCGGUGGUCUCUGCUAUUAUCUUUCACCGCCUGAAGAUCUUGCACACAUCGUAACUGACCCAAUUCAUGCAGUUCUUUACAUUGUUUUCAUGUUGGGAUCUUGUGCAUUCUUCUCAAAGACAUGGAUUGAAGUUUCAGGGUCCAGUGCAAAGGAUGUUGCCAAGCAGCUUAAAGAACAACAAAUGGUUAUGAGAGGACAUCGAGAGAAAUCCAUGAUUCAUGAACUCAAUCGUUAUAUCCCAACCGCUGCUGCCUUCGGUGGUCUCUGUAUCGGAGCACUUUCUGUAUUAGCUGAUUUCCUAGGAGCAAUCGGAAGCGGUACCGGUAUUCUUCUCGCCGUUACAAUUAUCUACCAAUACUUUGAAAUAUUUGUUAAAGAGCAAAGUGAAAUGGGUAGCAUGAGCACACUGCUAUCUUAAGAAAUUAUGAAAGGGGAUUAAGUUUAUAUAAAAAGUAAUUAAGAAAAAUGAUAAAAAAAUUUGAGUCACCCAAAGUGAAAGCAGAAAGGGUUGACUGAAAAAACAAUCUUUUCUCAACCUUCAUCAACUUUGUCUCUUUUUCUCUUUUCUAGGGUACUCAAUUAUAAGAAUUAAGAGAUUUAUUUCUUCAUGGCGAUAUCAAAUAAAUGUGAAAUCAGCCUUUUUUCAA
This is a messenger RNA of Tetranychus urticae (two-spotted spider mite), 1896 nucleotides long. RefSeq names its product SEC61 translocon subunit alpha (gene Sec61alpha). The record is from RefSeq and is a predicted model, not a curated record. NCBI's taxonomy places the organism in Eukaryota, Metazoa, Arthropoda, Arachnida, Trombidiformes, Tetranychidae. Gene Ontology annotation, cellular component: membrane. Gene Ontology annotation, biological process: protein transport.